AUGGGCGACCAUGACGUCACGCUCGCGGAGUGCGUCGGGCUCCUGUCCAGCGAGAGUCGCGAGCGCAAGUUCAUGGGCAUGGUCCUCGUCACCAAGCUCGUCCACGGGCUCGAUCCGGAGUCCCUUCGCGCCGUCUCCGAGGCUGAGGGAUUCGGCCGAUUCCUCACCUCCAUGCUCCGCGCCACCGCCGUGGUGAACACCGCCAAGGAGGGCGAGGACGACGGGUUGGACGACGGGUUGAUGAUGGCGAUGGGCGACGAGGAGCGGGAAACCAAGGCGGAGCAGGUCACGGCGUCGCACGCGCUCGCGCUCGCCGUGUGCGCCGCGCUGACCCGAUCCCCCGACGUCGCCGCCGACCCGUCGUUCCAGGAGCGCAUCCCAAUCUUCGCAGCCGCCAUGCGACGCGCGAACAGGUACGCGGACCUGCCCGUGACCGCGGUCGGCGACGCGUGCGAGGCGUGCGCUGCGGUCAUCGCCGCGGGGGGGGAGGAGGCGGAGGCGGUCGCCGGAUCACUCGGCCUCGUCGCGGCGGCGGCGGCGGCGGUCGUCGCCGCCGUCAAAGACGCCGCCGACGGAUCUGGCGACGACGACGACGACGACGAUCGACCUUCCUCGGACUCCUCCUCACUCGGGCCGAACGACGCGGUGCUCCGCUCGAUCCAGCUCCUCGGGCAGCUGCUGGAGUCGCACGCCGCGUCGGAGCCCCUCCACGUGCGCGACUCAUCGGGUCACUCAUCCAAGGACCCAAGAACCGUCAAGUCCCGGCCCGGCGCCAGGGUCGCCAUCGCCAAACCCAGGCACAAACCCAAGCACAACCCUCGCGCGCGCGCCGUCGCCGACGCGAUGCCGUCGCUGACGUGGACGCUCGCGUCCCGUGCCGGGAGGCCCGAGCAGAUCGAGUCGCUUCGAUGCCUGGUGCUCGCGAUGUCGUUCGCGCCGGCGAGGCGGCCCGAGGGGGAUUGGCCGACGGAACUGGCGAGAAUCGCGCGGUCGGCACGAUCGGGAAUGACGAUGGGCGCAGCGGGUGGCGGGUGGCUUGACGACUUGCGCGGCGGUCUGAGCGCCGUGAUGCGCUCCAAGGCGACGCGAGAGAUGCGUCACGCCGCGCUCGACCUGUGCUCCGCCGCGGCGGAUUUGGCAGGUCCCCGGUGGCUGUGCGGCGACGACCUCGGCGCGCUCAACAGACAGGCGCCGGCGAAUCGCGCCAAGGCGGCGAAGACGACGGGCGUUCCGUUCUUCCGUUUGGCGCUGGAGCUGACGCGCGUGGAGUGCGCGGUGCUCCUCCACGACGUUUCCCGCGACGACGUCGAGCUUAGACGUCGCGCGAGGUCGAGCCUGCCGGUUCCCCUGGUGCUCUUCGAGAGGCUGGUGGCGGCGCUCGCGGCGGAUGCUCAAGCCGCGGACGACGAGGUCGAAGCGGCAGCAGCAGGAGGAGGCGGCGGUGGUGGUGGUGGUAAUGGCGGUCUCCUGUCGGCGGAGACGGCGCAGUCGGCGGUGCGUUCGCUGUGCGACGUCGCCGGUCUCCUGCUCGAGUACCUGGAAAACGCCGCGGAGGCGACGAAGACGGGCGCGGUGGAAGAGCUCUCCGGCGGUGACUGGCCGGGCCCCGAUCCCGAGACGACGCUCGCGGCGACGCGGGCGUUGGGCGCGUUCCUCGCGGAGCUCCCCGACCCGCACGCGCCUCGCGUCGACGCGCUCCUUCCCGCGCUCCUCGCGCCCCCCGGGGCUGGGGGUUUCAAAAAAAACAAAGGCGGCGUGGCCGACCCGGGAACGGAACCCGGGACGUCGCUCAGCGUCGACGCCGCCGCCGCCGCGCUCACCACCCGGUUCCUCCUCCCGUACCUGCUUCAGAGCACGGAAGAUCCGCACGGGCUCGAGGCGUUCGAGCGCGCGCGGGGUCCCGCCGCGCUCGCCUCCCUCGUCGACCGAGUCACCGACGACGAAGGGGGUGUCGACGUCGAGGAGGCGUGCGGCGUGGUCACCGCCGUUUGCGCGGUGCUGAGGAACGCGAUGGAGGGGACCGACAGGGGGCACGCGGAGGAGACGCUGGCGUCGGACGCGUGCGUGGCGUUCGCGGACUGCGCGGGCGCGAUGAGCGAGUGGGCGGAGCGCGUGCUGGAUCGCGAUCGGUCGACGGCGUGGCGGGGCGGCGGCCAAGUCGAGGAUGGGGUUUUUCUUCGGGGGCUCGCGGGGUUGCGGAGGGACGGGAUCGAGGGAGCUCGGGGGCCCGGGGCGUGGCGCGGGGUGCUCGACUUUUUGCGCGCGCUCGUGCCGGCGGACGCGGAUCGGGUUCUUUCUCGCGGGUACUCGGCGGGCGGCGGAGCCGGCUACCUCUCGGGGGAGGACGGGGAGGAGGACGGGGAGUAUGGGGACGACGACGACGACGAGACUCCGGCGUUUGACGAAGAUCCGGAGCUCAACGCGGAGGUGAGGGCCAAGUUCGAGGCGAUGCGAAAGGGUACCGAUUGA
Messenger RNA from Micromonas commoda, 2469 nucleotides. RefSeq lists its product with no specific name. Bases 1 to 2469 code for a protein of 822 amino acids. The record is from RefSeq and is a predicted model, not a curated record. NCBI's taxonomy places the organism in Eukaryota, Viridiplantae, Chlorophyta, Mamiellophyceae, Mamiellales, Mamiellaceae. The transcript has a single exon.